GCAGCCCUCCCUCUGUGAGCAAAAGAGGCCUUAAGUUUGGAAUCCAACCUGUCAGCUAGCCUGUUGAAUUUACUCUCUCAGAUUGCAGACAGGUCCUCUGCUCACCCUCCACUGCAGGGAUGCUGAACGAUGAACUGACCCCAGACCCUUGUGAUCUUACCUUGGACCCAGAGACGGCCAACAGCUGGCUCCUUCUGUCUGAGGAUCUGCAGAAGGUCACUGUUUCCGAUCGCUGGCUGAACUACCCGGACAACCCUCAGAGGUUCAACGCAGAGCUGCAGGUUCUGUGCAGUCAUGGUCUGACAGGGCGCCAUCGCUUCGACGUAGACUGGAUGAGCGCCGAUAACCGCCACACCGUUGGGGUUGGUUUGGCAUAUAAAAGUAUUCCCAGGAAAGGAACGGCCCGAGCUCCAUUUGGGCGGAACCGGGUCUCCUGGUUCUUUGCUUUAGAGAGAGAUGCUCUGAAUGCGUGGCAUGAUGGUGAGAUGUGGAGCUACAAUGUACCUAAUGAAGGAUUCGAAAAAGUUCGGGUGUGUUUAGAUUAUGAAGAGGGGGUUCUGUCGUUCUACCUGGUAUCUGAAGACUCAGUGGAUCAUGUUCACACCUUCAGAACCAAAUUCACUGAAGCUCUUUACCCUGGUCUUUGUGCUCGCUUUACCUCCAGCUACGCUGCUUUCUGUAACGUCAGCCAGACACCCAAGACGCCUGCAGAGCCUCCCCCAAAUCACCCUUAAACCGGGCCUGAUCCAACAGGCUGCAUCCCUUUAAGCCAGAAGGUUAGAUCUCUGCUAUGGAGGAUAAAAAG
Cyprinodon tularosa is the source of this 805-nucleotide messenger RNA. RefSeq names its product neoverrucotoxin subunit alpha-like. Gene Ontology annotation, molecular function: protein binding. The coding region runs from base 120 to 734 and encodes 204 amino acids. The transcript has 2 exons. The record is from RefSeq and is a predicted model, not a curated record. NCBI's taxonomy places the organism in Eukaryota, Metazoa, Chordata, Actinopteri, Cyprinodontiformes, Cyprinodontidae.